Messenger RNA from Odontomachus brunneus, 3058 nucleotides. RefSeq names its product endoplasmin (gene Gp93). NCBI's taxonomy places the organism in Eukaryota, Metazoa, Arthropoda, Insecta, Hymenoptera, Formicidae. The record is from RefSeq and is a predicted model, not a curated record. Bases 126 to 2501 code for a protein of 791 amino acids. Gene Ontology annotation, molecular function: ATP hydrolysis activity; ATP-dependent protein folding chaperone; ATP binding. The transcript is spliced from 4 exons. Gene Ontology annotation, biological process: protein folding.
CGUUCUCGCGGCAGUUCGGUGACACAAGUUGGACGUUAGAAGUCACUGACGUUGAUCGGAGUUGUACGCGGUUCGCUUAGCAACGUGUGUCUUUCCUCGUUAACCGCUCUCAAUUCGCGGCGACGAUGAAGAACUUUUGCAUACUGAUUGCGGCGUUAUUUAUGUUGGCGGGACUCGUUGCCGCCGACGAAAACGAGGAGAAUGUUGGAACCGUGGAGAACGAUCUCGGUGCAAGUCGCGAGGCAUCCCGAACAGAUCAUGAAGCAGUACAAAGAGAAGAAGAAGCGAUAAAGAUAGAUGGGUUAAAUACUGCUCAGAUAAAAGAGCUAAGGGACAAAGCUGAGAAGUUUGCGUUUCAGACCGAAGUCAAUCGUAUGAUGAAGCUUAUCAUUAAUUCCCUUUACCGCAACAAGGAGAUUUAUCUUAGGGAAUUAAUCUCAAAUGCAUCUGAUGCUCUGGAUAAAAUCAGACUGUUGUCUCUUACUGAGAAGAGUGUAUUAGAUACCAACAGUGAACUAGCUAUCAGAAUAAAGGCUGACAAAGAGAAUAAAGUCUUACAUAUAAUGGAUUCUGGUAUCGGUAUGACUAAGCAAGAUUUGGUGAACAAUCUUGGAACUAUUGCAAAGUCUGGGACAGCAGAGUUCUUGGGAAAAAUGCAGGAAGCUACAACUUCUCAAGACAUGAACGAUAUGAUUGGUCAAUUUGGUGUGGGUUUCUACUCUGCAUACUUGGUUGCCAAUGUUGUAGUUGUUACCACCAAACACAAUGACGACAAGCAAUACAUAUGGGAAUCUGAUAGCAGCAGUUUCAGCAUCGUUGAAGAUCCGCGAGGAGACACCUUGAAGAGAGGAACAACUGUCAGUUUGCACCUGAAGGAUGAAGCACUGGACUUCUUGGAGCCUGACACGAUAAAGACUCUGGUAAAGAAAUACUCGCAGUUCAUCAACUUCCCUAUAUAUAUGUGGAACAGCAAGGUCAUCCAAGUAGACGCAGACGAGGACGAGGAUGAUAAGCCCGUAAAGGAAGACGCGGAAAAAGACGUUUCUGAGGACAAGACAGACGAUGAAGACGAUGCAAAGGUGGAAGAGGACGGAGACGAGAAGAAACCCAAGAAAAUCGACAAAACCGUGUGGGAUUGGGAAUUGUUGAACGACUCCAAGCCGAUCUGGACGUUGAAACCAAAUGAAGUCGACGAUAAGGAAUACAAUGAGUUUUACAAAACACUUACCAAGGACAACCAGGAGCCGUUGGCGAAGAUACAUUUCGUUGCCGAGGGUGAAGUUACGUUCAAGUCCGUUCUGUUUAUCCCCAAAGUUCAACCGAGCGAUAGUUUCAAUCGUUACGGCACCAAAUCGGACAAUAUCAAGUUGUACGUAAGGCGAGUCUUCAUUACCGACAAGUUCACCGAUAUGAUGCCAAACUAUCUAUCAUUUAUUCGUGGUAUCGUGGACAGUGAUGAUCUGCCGCUCAACGUUUCUCGUGAGAAUCUUCAGCAACAUAAGCUAAUUAAGGUAAUCAAGAAGAAACUAGUCAGGAAGGUGUUGGACAUGAUCAAGAAGAUCCCCAAAGAGGAAUACGAGAAGUUCUGGAAGGAAUACAGCACGAACAUCAAGCUGGGCUUGAUCGACGACGUGCAGAAUCGCGCGAGACUGUCCAAGCUUUUGCAAUUUAAGUCUUCCACCCAGAAGGAGCUGACCUUCUUGGCGGACUACGUCUCCCGUAUGAAGCCCAACCAGCAGCACAUUUAUUAUAUCGCUGGCUCGUCGGAGGAUGAGGUGAAGAAGUCGCCGUUCGUCGAGCGCCUCGAGAGGAAAGGCUACGAGGUGCUGCAGCUGUCCGAGGCUGCGGACGAGUAUGCUAUCUCGUCGCUGUCCGAGUUCGAAGGCAAGAAGUUCCAGAACGUCGCGAAGGAGGGAUUCACGCUUAACGAAGGUGAGAAGGCGAAGGAGCGAAUGGAGCAGUUGAAGACUACAUUCGAGCCGCUGAUCAAGUGGCUCAACGACAACAUGAAGGAUCACAUCAGCAAGGCACAAGUGUCGGAACGUUUGACCGAUUCACCGUGCGCUCUGGUCGCCAGUAUGUUCGGCUGGACUGGUAAUAUGGAGAGACUGGCAAUCUCGAACGCGCACCAGAAAUCGGACGAUCCGCAGAAGUCUUAUUAUUUGAACCAGAAGAAGACCUUGGAGAUCAAUCCGCGUCAUCCACUCAUUAGAGAGCUGUUGCGUCGUGUCGAGCUCGAUUCGACCGACAAGGUGGCGAAGGACAUCGCUAUGAUGAUGUAUCAAACGGCGACGUUGCGAUCUGGCUACAUGCUCAAGGAGACCGCCACCUUCGCGAACCGCGUGGAGCAGUUGAUGAGGAGGACUUUGGGCAUCUCUGUGGACGAGGUACCCGAGGAGGAAGAGAUGCACGAUGAGGAGAUGGUUAAUAACGACGCGGAGGAUAAGGUAUCGGAUAUUGACGCCGAGGAUGAAAAAGACGAGGAGCACGAUGAAUUAUAAUAAUAGCGAGAAUAUAAGGUGAUGAUUCCAGAGAGAGAGAGAGAGAGAGAGAGAGAGAGAGAGAGAAAGAGAGACAGACUUCUUAUAGAGAGUCGUAGCUAUACAAUGUAUAGUUACAUUCAAAGUUUCGUCGGCUGGCUGCAACCUUGAUGCUCGCGAGCCCGUGCAACACUUACAUGCAAACAGCGCAAGUUUGUUUAAACUUUUUCACUCAUGAUCAUAAACAAACUUUGUUAAAUGCAGUUAUCGUUAAAUCACGUGAUGAGAGAUGACACGCGUGCUAGAAUUUUUUUUUACAUUAAAAUUAAGCUAUUGAUCGUGCAUACUGUCGAAUCAUGUUUUUCAUCAAUAUUGAAAGAAGAAAAUAAGUCUAGAAUUGUGUAUAUGUUCAUUAAUUCUUCCAUGUUGUUUCUUUUUUUUAUGUAAGAGAGCACUGACUGAGCGUUACUGAUGUAACGGGAAUGUCUGAGGCAUGUGUGAAUGCAUUUGUAAAUGAAAUAUUAAACAAUUAUAUUAAAGUAAUAUAUAUAUAUAUAUAUAUACAUACGUCUAUCUUA